Molecule: messenger RNA, 2854 nt
Organism: Musca vetustissima
Lineage: Eukaryota; Metazoa; Arthropoda; Insecta; Diptera; Muscidae
Gene: Cdc27
Product: cell division cycle protein 27 homolog
Exons: 4
Coding region: 36-2852 (938 amino acids)
Biological process (GO): cell division
Molecular function (GO): protein binding
Source: RefSeq, a predicted model, not a curated record
UUGCCAUAUCGUGAUUUCAACAUACAGUAAAAAACAUGAUCAUACAAGAGCCUGUGCAGGCUGCCAUAUGGCAUUGUCUCAAUCACUAUGAUCACAAGGAUGCUGUAUUUUUGGCUGAACGUUUAUGCUCCGAAGUGGAGACAGACGAAACAAUUUUCAUCUUAGCCACAAGUUAUUACCGAUCCAAUCUCAUUCACCAAACAUACUGGUUGUUGCGUGAAAAAUCUCGUCGUUCCCCUCAAUGUCGUUUCCUGCAAGCCAAAUGUGCUUACCAACUAAAGAAAUACUCCGAAGCUGAAUGUGCUCUAACCAGCAAUGGAUUUGGCGAUAUGAAAAACAGUUUUGAAGAUAUUGUAAAGGAGUUUGGCGAAAUUGCAUGCUUCGUUUUACAGUUGAUAGCACAGAUAUGCGUUAAGACGGAACGUAAUAAAAUUGCCACAAUGGCACUGCGGAAGGCGCUUAAAUUAAAUCCAUUUAUGUGGCAAGCCUUUGCUGAUCUAUGUCAAUUGGGCGAAUAUCCAGAUGCCAACAGUAUAUUUCAAAUUCCCAAUACUGAUAUUUUCAACACCUGCCAAGGCAAUAUGAAUACCAGUUCGAUGAUUCUCUUUGGUGGCGGAGGUGGGGGAAGCUUGAACGAAUGUGCUAGUAUGAAUUAUUCAAAUUUCGGUCCAGCAAAUUCCACAGAUGGCGGCUUUGUUAGUCAAUUGUGUAAUAGUUCAAAUUAUAUACUCUCCACACCCGUAGAACAGCAAAUCCAACCACCAACUAAUAACAAUGGCCUCGGCGCAUUACAGAAUUUGACCACACCAAAUAAUAAUAACAACAACCUAAAUAGUUCCAUAUCGAUGCUAAGGGGUAACACGACUGGAAUGAGUUGUGUUGGCAAUGGUCUAAAUCAAAAUCAACAGAAUGCCAGCAUGAUGAUGUUGGACGACACUCCGGUCGGUUAUACAACAAACGCCGAUCAAACAAGCGGUCUGAUGAGUACACAGGGCGAUGGUGGUGGUGCUGGUACACCAUUCCGCAAACAAUUCAAAUAUUUGUCAGCUAUGUCACCAACAACGCCCAGCUUCGGUGUUCUGCCCAUAAACAGUCCGUGUGGUGGCGAUUCAUCGUUUUUGGGUAGUUUCAGUGGUGCUGGUCACACACAAUCAAAUCUCAACAUAACCAACUCCCCAUUGCCGCAGACAUUGGCCGAAGUCAAUCAGGAGCAGAAAGUUAUUGGUAAAAAAAUGAAGGGCCAUGUUAGUAGCUUGAUAAAUCGUAAGGAUACAUCAUCAAAUUCAGGAAGUGGAAGCAAGCCGGCUGUGUUUACACAAACGGGAAAUAUAACACCACGGACUCCGAAUAAUACAGGAAAUGCUUCCAGCGGUACAAAUAUUCCUAAUGCAGCGGUGAGACGUAGUUCACGUCUCUUUAGUCAUAGUGGAUAUUCCGUAAAAGAAAACAACAAAUCGCCAAAUAUAUCGAAUAAAUUUGUGCAGCCCCGUUCACCUCCACGCAAAACUAAAGCUCGUAUGGGUAAAAUAUGUCUUAACAAUGAACUGAUUGAAGACAAAUCCAACAGCAAUCAAGCGAAUAGCGAAAAAAUUUCAGAUAAAAAUCUGCGCAAAGACAAAGAAAAAGUCGAGACCAUAACAUCAGCGCAAUCGGCAACGAAUCGCACAUCCGACGAUGUCAAAGUGCAACUGAACAAUAGUUUAAACAAUGCCCAGACUAUGGCUCAUCAUUUACUUUCGUUAAAGAAACAAUCUGCCGAUGGUCUGAUGGCGUUACUUCGAGAUUUGGGCGAGGGCUAUAAGCUGUUGGCCCAUUUUCAAUGUAAAGCCUGUAUUAAACAUCUAGAGUCGACAAUUCCAAAACAUCAUUUUUCAUCAAGUUGGGUACAAUCGCUGAUCGGCAUGUCACACUAUGAGCUGCGGGAAUAUGAAAACGCAGUGGCAAUAUUUAAACGUAUACACGAACAGGAGCCAUAUCGCCUCGACUACAUGGAAAUAUACUCCUCCUCACUGUGGCAUCUGCAGAAAGAAGUUAGCCUAUCUGCCUUGGCUCAAGAUUUAAUAAAUCAAAAUAAAACAUCGCCCAUAACUUGGUGUGUGGCUGGAAAUUGUUUUUCGUUGCAUAAGGAGCACGAGACUGCCAUUAAGUUCUUUAAGAGGGCCGUACAAGUGGAUCCUGAGUUUGUCUACAGCUAUACAUUGUUGGGUCAUGAGUUGGUGUUGACCGAAGAACUCGACAAGGCUAUGGAUUACUUCCGUGCCGCAGUUGUCAGAGACCCACGUCAUUAUAAUGCCUGGUUUGGCAUUGGCACAAUAUACUCCAAGCAGGAAAAAUACGAACUGGCAGAGUUACAUUACAUCAAAGCACUGAAAAUCAAUCCCCAAAACUCUGUUAUUCUUGUGCACAUUGGAGCUAUGCAAUACUUUAUGCAGAAAAAGGAACAGGCAUUACAAACUCUUAAUACUGCUGCCACCCUAGAUCCUAAGAAUCCAUUGGCCCGCUUCCACCGGGGCUCAAUUUAUUUCUCAUUAGGUCGACAUCAAGAAGCCCUCAAAGAACUCGAAGAACUGAAAGAAAUCGUGCCUAAGGAGUCAGUUGUGUUCUACUUAAUUGGAAAAAUUCACAAAACCUUAGGCAACGUAGAUUCAGCCUUAAUGCACUUUAGCUGGGCCACAGAUUUAGAUCCCAAAGGAGCCAAUAAUCAAAUAAAGGAUGCCUUUGAUUCAAUGUCAAAUCCCUGCUGUCCCUCUACCAUGAAUGAGCCUGGAUUGGAUGCCGACUUAGAACCUAUUUCGGAGCGUUCAGACGAAUCAACACAAGCUCAAGACGUCAACUAUGAUAGCGAUUUUUAAAG